GGACGCGCGCCCGGCCCAGGAUUAGCUCCACGGGGACGUCGGGAUUGUUGCCGACGCUGGGCACCACAGAAGGAGGAAGGAUGGGAGACCAGGGUGACGGCUGCGGCAGGCGGGGGCCUGGCACCUCCGAGGACACGGCCCCCCGGGAACGCUCGCUGAGGCCUCUGGAGGAUGAGCAGCCGGGGACACGGCCCCCUCCCCGCCCAGCUCGGGGUCACGGCCCCCUCCCCGCCCAGCUCGGGGUCACGGAUGGCCUCGGUGGCCCAGCGCCGUCUCCAUGGGGACGCGAGCAUCGGCCAGCCCUGACCUCCGGGAGCCCGGGAACCUUCAGGACCCAAGGGAAGGCGCGCAGCAGCGGGGCAGGGAAGUGCCGGCCCCGCCCGGGCUGUCACGUGGGCCCCCGGCCAUGUGACCCUCCACGUGACUCACGUCGGCGGGGGCCGCAUCCAGACAUGAGGCGGGAGCCGUGCGUCCCCGCGGCCUGGCCGGCCCUGCGGUGGGCCCUGGCCCUGCUGCUGGCGCUUGGGCUGCGCGGCCCCGCGGCCAGGGGUGAGGUCGGGGCCCACAGGGUCGCAGACCCCGGCUUCCGGGAGGGCUACUUCGAGCAGCUGCUGGACCACUUCAACUUCGAGAGGUUUGGCAACAAGACCUUCCGCCAGCGGUUCCUGGUGUCAGAGAAGUUCUGGAAGAGGAACGAGGGGCCUAUAUUCUUCUACACGGGGAACGAGGGGGACGUGUGGUCUUUCGCCAAUAACUCGGGCUUCAUUCUGGAGCUGGCCGCGCGGGAGGCAGCCCUGGUAGUCUUCGCAGAGCACCGGUACUACGGGAAGUCGCUGCCAUUUGGCGCGCAGUCCACGCAGCGCGGGCGCACGGAGCUCCUGACGGUGGAGCAGGCCCUGGCCGACUUUGCGGUGCUGCUGCAGGCGCUGCGGGCGAGCUUCGGGGCCCAGGACGCCCCAGCCAUCGCCUUCGGCGGGAGUUAUGGGGGAAUGCUGAGUGCCUAUAUGCGCAUGAAGUACCCUCACCUCGUGGCGGGGGCUCUGGCAGCCAGCGCACCCCUCAUAGCUGUUGCAGGCCUUGGGGACUCCUACCAGUUCUUCCGGGAUGUCACCGCAGACUUUGAGGGUCAGAGUCCCAAAUGUGCUCAGGGAGUGCGGGACGCGUUCCGGCAGAUCAAGGACUUAUUUCUACAGGAAGCCUACGACACCAUCAGCCGGGAGUUUGGCACCUGUCAGCCACUCUCCAGCCAGGACCUGACCCAGCUGUUUGCGUUUGCUCGCAACGCCUUCACCGUGCUGGCCAUGAUGGACUACCCAUACCCCACCAACUUCCUGGGCCCUCUUCCGGCCAACCCUGUCAGAGCUGGCUGCGAUCGGCUGCUGAGUGAGAAACAGAGCAUCGUGGGGCUCCGUGCACUGGUGGGUCUGCUGUACAACUCCUCAGGGACCGAGCCCUGUUACAGCAUCUACCGGCAGUACCGCAGCUGUGCAGACCCCACGGGCUGUGGCUCCGGCCCUGACGCGGAGGCCUGGGACUAUCAGGCCUGCACCGAGAUCAACCUGACCUUUGCCAGCAACAACGUGAGCGAUAUGUUUCCUGAGCUCCUGUUCACCGAGUCACUGCGCCAGCAGUACUGCCUGGACACGUGGGGCGUGUGGCCUCGGCGGGACUGGCUGCGGACCAGCUUCUGGGGGGCAGAACUCAAAGCUGCCAGCAACAUCAUCUUCUCCAACGGUGACCUGGACCCCUGGGCGGGGGGCGGGAUACGGAGCAACUUGAGUGCGUCAGUCAUCGCUGUUACAAUCCAGGGGGGAGCCCACCACCUAGACCUCAGGGAGUCCAACCCAGCAGACCCUGCGUCAGUUGUGGAGGCUCGGAAGCUUGAGGCUGCCCUCAUCCAUGAGUGGGUGAAGGCAGCCAGAAGGCCGUGGUAGGCUGUGUGGCCCAGGGGCCGAGGGCCAGCUGGCCCCUCUCCAAGUUCUGUCCCGAGGCAAGGAGGAAACUUGAAUGGGAGGGGUCUUAGGUUCUGUCACCAGACGAUCCCACAUAGGACAAAGAGCCGAGGGAAGAUGAGUCUCAGCUGAAGCCCUUGUCCCCCACUUGCUGAUGGGAUCUUCCUGACCUUGCUUCAUCCCCCCGCCCCCACCACCAAUGCUGGGUCCACAGUUGCCGGUGGGUGUGUAGCCCACCUGAGGGGGAUGCUGGGGCUGAAUAAAGCGUCUGGUUCUCUGGUCGAGA
Molecule: messenger RNA, 2238 nt
Organism: Loxodonta africana (African savanna elephant)
Lineage: Eukaryota; Metazoa; Chordata; Mammalia; Proboscidea; Elephantidae
Gene: DPP7
Product: dipeptidyl peptidase 7
Exons: 13
Coding region: 81-1934 (617 amino acids)
Biological process (GO): proteolysis
Cellular component (GO): vesicle
Molecular function (GO): dipeptidyl-peptidase activity; serine-type exopeptidase activity
Source: RefSeq, a predicted model, not a curated record